AUGCAAUUCCAGCCAUCGAACGAAGAAGAAGCUGCAGGUCAGUCAAGUCAUUCUGAUGAAAGAGGAGCGUUUGAAGCAUUACUAGCAGAGGCUAAUGAAGAACUUUACGAGGGAUGCACUUCAUUCUCAAAGUUAUCUUUUAUGCUGAAGCUAUAUCACAUCAAGAGUAUAACCAAGAUUAGUGAUAAGGGUUUAUCAAUGAUAAUUGAUCUACUAAGGGAAGCGUUUCAACAUGCCAAGCUGCCUGCUUCACUUCAUGAUUUAAAGAAGACCAUUCAUAAACUUGGACUAGAUUAUGAGCGUAUUCAUGCUUGUCCAAAUGAUUGUAUGCUGUUUUGGGGAGAAGAUUCAGAGCGAGAAGUGUGCAAGAUUUGUAACAUAUCAAGAUGGAAAGGUAAAAGCACAGAGCAGGAGAGAACGAGGAAGUGUCGGGAAAGAAAAGAAAGAAGAAAAGACAAGCUGCUAAGGUCUUGA
Molecule: messenger RNA, 474 nt
Organism: Microthlaspi erraticum
Lineage: Eukaryota; Viridiplantae; Streptophyta; Magnoliopsida; Brassicales; Brassicaceae
Source: the annotation of a GenBank genome assembly